GCCUACGAUGCCGAGAUGAAGAAACUGCAUACCGUGGCUGUACAGGAAGAGGAGGAACGCGUGAAAGCCGCUGCGGAGCAGGAGGCCGCCAGGUAUGCGGCGUCCCCCGAGGGAAUUGCUGCGCGGCUAUCGAAAGGAGAAACCCCCCCUCCCCAUAGCGGAAACGAAAUUUGUGAUGCUGUAUUUGAGGUCACAAAUCGACUUGUCAUGCUAGAAGGCCAAGAGCCGCAGCAGUGGCCUCUUUUGCAGGCAAUUUGUCAUGCUGUUUCCCACUCUCAGCUGCCUCCUAUCAUGCUGAAGAUGCAAGGCUUCCCCACGCCACCCAGCACUACAGUCCGCGUCUUUUCCCGUGUAGCAUGACAAAGCUGAUUUGUGACAACAAAUCUGCAUCACAGAUUUCCGCUUUGAUAUGGGGAGGGGGGAUUUUUCCUUUUGAUAGCGGCAGAAGGCGGAGGACGAGGAGAGGUUAUCCAGGAAAAAACACCCAUCCCCAUCCAAUUUGUCAUGCAAGACAUGCAUAAAAAAAGUCCACUCCACUAUUUGUCAUGCAAAACAUGGAUGGGGAUGGGUGUUUUUUCCUGGAUAGAGGUGGCGAAAAGCGCACGAGGCAAUGCAGGAGAAAUUCAAACCGCAGGCACGCGAUGCGGCCUUGGAGGACCUCCGGAAUCACAAUUCCCCGGGCGCUUUUCUUCCUGCAGCGGAACAAGAAGAUCGGCGCGCUGCCGCGCCUCUUUCAGUUGCAGAUGAGUGGGGAACCGACGACGACGACGAGCGGCUUGCGAACAAGAAGAAACGGGAGCUGGACAAGCAGUUGAUGGCGAAGCGAAAAGAGAAGGAAAAACGCGAGGGCGGGCGUGGUCGCUCAACGAGGGCAGACAAGAUAGAGAAGCGUCGGCGUCACCGGAACAAGAAUCGUAAACGUAGCGAAUACGAAGAAGGCGACUACGCGGCCGCCAGCGCUGCAUCUAGUACCUCGUCUUCGCUGCAAGUGGCAGAAGUGCCCAAGGACAAGGACGCGAAACAUGUUAUUGGUUCUGCAGCGGUAUUGAGCCAGCGGGGGGUGGAGACUGACGAUGAAGAAAAUCGAGCCUCUGCUCCUAUAGUUCCCGAAGAAGAAGGAGAUUAUUUGAAAACGACCUACAACACGGGCGGAAGGACUGAGGCAGUCGAAGACCUCAAGACGAAGCGCAGCGGCCACUUCAGUCAUAAUCUAGCGCUUGAUGACCACGGGAGCGAAGCUGCAGACGCGAAACAACAAAAUGCUGGCGCAACGAAGCAGCCACCGAAUUUAUCACCUGUUCCUCUGACCGAUAAAGCGGAACACGAACAAAUGAUAAGGGCUCCCAACUACAUCUUCGAAGACAAAAAUUCGCUGGUGGACGAAGGCGACGAGUUACGAGAAACAGCAGACGAAGUUGACGGUGGAGAGGAGAGCAGCGACGACCAGGGCGAUGAGGGCGACGAGCAGGAGUUUUCCUCGGAAGACGACGACGACUUUCCUAAGAACACCAACGGUCAAGAAAUAGACCCAUCAUCUGAAGAGGAAGAGCUGCAGGAAGCCGAAGUUGCAGAAGUAGACGACGUGUUUGAUGUCGAAAACGAAAAAAGAACGCCAACAGCAAAAACCGGUGAAAACAACAAGAGUGCUGCUGCUGCUGCUGCACUGCUUUUCUCGACGUCCGCCUCGCAAAAGCUGGAGUUUUUGGAUGAUGUCAAAGUACCACCACCAGCUUCCGAGGGCGGAAAAAGCGGUGGCUUUCGUCUCACAAGUCGCGCGCCAGGGACGGACAAAUCCGGCUCAGAAGUGCACGCGCUUCCAGCCGAUGAAGAUGAAAGUGAAAAUACUGACACGACGGUCAUCAAAAGUAGGAUGGGCAAAUCAAUGACGAACAGUGUAGGAGCUGAGGCAGGAGGAGCUGCUCGUAGUUCAUCCUCAAGAGCAGAAACUAAUGCAGCGGCAUCUACUUAUCGGUCCUCCACGGCAACAAGUCGCCCGGCUGGGGCGUCACUGCGUGGAUCGAGUCGGGCCAUGAAAAUGCGCGACGUGGUCCUCGCGUCUUCAAAUGUCGUGCAAGCACCAAACGCAAACGACGCUGCGCUCGGGGAAUCCAGUUCCGAAGGAGAGGAUGAGGCUGAGGAGGACGAGCAAGAUGAACAGUAUGAAAGACUUGCUGGUGCCGGCAGAUCGUCCCAUACCCGUAGCUUCCAAAACGAUGGAGACCGGCCGAGGCACUACGAAAGGUUUGGCAUCGCGUUAGAACAAGAUGAACCCGCGAUUGUUGAUAGCACCAGCUUCCACCUGCCCGCAAGAUCCAGCACAGGAAAAAUUGCUACCUUCUUCGUCUUGCUCGUGCUCUUAGGAGGUCUUCUUGCAGUGUACUUUACGGACUUCGACCUUCGCGGAAGUGGGGCGCGAUUGGUUAUGCGGCUACAGGCGUUGCGGCUGCGCACCCUCGCACAGCCAGCCUUGGAGGGGGACAACAACAACAUCACCGCGGACGAGUAUCUUCCGGUAGCAGAAUCCGGAGCUUCUCCCCAGUGCGCACAAGACGGGCGACUUGUAGUAGCUGGGGCGCUCCUCGACCAAGACGGUCGGGGACAACUACCUGCGUCCCGGAAAGUUCGAUUUGCGAGGUUUAUCGCCAAGGGAAUCAGCUUUGUCCGCGAAUCCGUUUGUUCUUUCGCAGCUGGCGGCGUAGCCAGCGCGGGCGAGGAGGAGGAGGGGGCGAUAGUUGGGUUAUUAGCUGCGGCCCCUGGUGGUCGUGCAGAUACAACCACUUCUACUGGGGCAGCCACAGAUGGCAUCAUCGACGGAGAGAACUCCAUGCCGCGUUUGGAGGUCGGCGUUCCGCAGAAUCAUGUCAACGGAGCUGCUGAUGUCCCCCCGGAGACUGUUGGUGCUGCUAUAGGAGGUGCUGCACCCGGAACCAUAAACAGAAGCGGUGCAGCAGUGCCAGCGCAUUUGCUGUCCGCAGUUUCCACUUCUAACCACCGCCCUACUGGCCGCCGUUUUGUCGCUGGGGCGAUCCCACGACUGAAUCGCCCCCGAGCACCGGGGCGUGCCGCGAACGCCGAGCCCAUCAAUAUCCGCCCGGCCGCAACAUCAACAUCUAGUACGAACUACGGCGGUGGCACGGGAGGAACUUUCGGCGACGAUAUUGUACUACCUGCCGGCGGCGCUGCGCACGCACACGCUAGAGGCGGUGUUCGGUUCUACCCCCGGGCGGCGCGUGGGAGAAUUGCGUACAGGAACAAUCAGCAUGCGCUUCACGACCGCGUGAAUCCCAACCGAAAUACUCGAGCAGUGCCAGCUGGUUCCCCGAUAGCAGGAACGCAGGAGCCAGCACAGCAAAACAGCGCGACCUCGUCUCACAAUCAUGGACGACAGCACAAUGAUCCUCCACUACAACAAGCGAAUGAGUCGCGACAGCUACGGGGACGGGUGGUAGGAAGCUACGUCAACCCUUCUGCUGCUGCAGCUGCCGUGCAACAAGAGCAGAGUCGACGAGGUCGCUUCCGACCACAACAAGCACCUCCGCGGCGGCCAUUGGUUAUCGCUGAAAGAGGAGUACACGGCCGGCAGCGGCUUGUGGCAAAUAACAACCAGCGGCUGUAUAAUGCGACGAGAGGGGCGACGAGUAGGAGUAAUCCAAGCGCCGAUUUCCAGAACGAAGCGAUGUGCACCUCCGCUGCAGCAGGUGACCACGAGGACGAGGAGGACGAAGUUGCAAGAAACAUCGCCGUCGAAAAUAACUUUGUCACAGAGGACGACGAUGAAGAUGCAUACGAUGAAGUUGAAGACGAGGAAAACUCUCUACUUCUCGGAGUCGGAGAUGAGCGCGAUUAUUUGUAUGGCUACGAGGCAGGAGAGCUGGAGGAUUAUCAGUACGCAGAUGAGGAGGACCUUGUGUUCGAUGCGGGGCGUGACGACGAGUUGCAGUUGGACUUGCAAGAUGAUCAAGUAAACCAGCAUUGGAACGUCGGUAUAAUUGGAGGCGCCGGGCGGCAAAACCACGCACCAGACACAGCGGGCUACGAAAAUGGACGCGGACACGCGGCAGGGGGUCGUCGUGAUGAAGAAGCUGAUGGAGAUGACCAAGAGGUGGAAGACGAAUUUCUAGAAGAGGGCCCCGACCCCGAGCAGCAACAUCAAGCAGAGGGUGCAACCGGCGUGCUACAGCGAGAUGAACAAGAUCAUGAACGGAGCUCGGGACGACUCGAUCGGCGCGCAGCCAAGAACGUCGAUCGGCAAAACCGCUCUUCCUGAAGGACGGGGCGGAAGUCUUUGCAAGAAGAAGUAGAAGCUCUACUUCUUCUCUUCUUGCUUUUGAUGUACUAGUACCGUGGUCAUGCUGCAGGUGCACGUUCACUGAACGCAAAAGAAAGCGAAUACUUCGAGCUUUCCAGGAAAGGUUUUGAAUGAUGAAACUAGGAAAACCACAAAAAUUUUAUUUACUUCUUUACAGUACUUUAUGCUUAUGCACCUAAGUGGAAAUGCUAGAGGUUGAGAAUAACCUUAACCACAUGCAUUCGCAGUUCUGAUUUUACUCUCGCUAUUCUAAACUAAUGACAGGAAUCUAACUUUGAAAUGUGAAGAGCAACAAAUGAUGUACAAAAUGUAUAAGGCAAACCAAAAACGACCAUGUAUGAAAUGAAAAGCCAACCCCAGCAACGAUUUUUUCCCCUGUUUAUGGAGCGCGCCGUGCAUGCGCUUUUCCUUCUUUCAAGCCGAAAGAACCUUCUCACUUCCACCAAGAGAACGAGAAGUCUCGACGAGUCACUAAUUUUGAUGUAUGUUGAUACUAUCUAGUUUAUUGCCAACUCAGAGAUUGAAAUUAAUAGCAAUAGCAGUGGGCCAGGCCGUCAAAGUACGCAAAACAAAUUAAAAAGCUGACUGUAUAUGAAUGUACAAAGUUUGAAAUAAUCGCGCGCGAGUUUGCUUUUGUGUAUUAUAUUGCGAUGCAUCGAGGUUGCACUAGUCCGGCGGGUCUUCCGGGGAGAGGAAGUCCCCGAGGCCUGGGGCCGGGCGGUGCUCACGAUGCUUCACAAAAAAGGGGACAAGAGUCAGGCGCGGAACUACAGGCCGAUCGCUCUGCUAACGUUUGGCGAGAAGCUUCUCGGCCUAAUAAUCCUCAAGCGGAUCGAAACCGAAGCCGCGGCCACGAUCGACAAACGGCAAAAGGGGUGCACGCGUGGGCUCAGUUGCAGGCACGGGGUCUUCCAGAUCCUGCGCGACAUGGAAAAAUGCAAAAGGGAAGGGCGGCAGGUGUUUCUCGUCUUCGCUGACUUCCUGAAGGCGUUUGACAGUCUAAGCUGGGCGGUCAUGUAUAAGGUACUCCGGCGCCAGGGGCUGCCUGACUACAUCGGCAAUGUCGUGCGCAGCAUGUACGAUGGUCGGGCUACAGUCUGCAUCCGGCUGGCGCGGGGCCGGCACACCAAGCACAUCAAGCAGCGCGCAGGCAUAAGGCAGGGCAGUUCGCUGUCCCCGCUCGUGUUUGCGAUCGUGCUUGACUUCGCAAUCGCUCAGUUUGCUGAAGUGAUGAAAGAGGAAAAGUGCUGGUCCACCGCGCAGGCCCGGGGGUUUGCCAUGGGGCUGCUCGGGUUUGUUGACGACCUUGUGGUAAAAACGGGGCGCGAAGAAGACGCACAGUUCGCAGUCCGGGAGUUGGCAGGGGCGUGCCGGUUCGUCGGGCUGGAACUCAAUGCGGACAAGGGGAAAACGGAGGUCAUGGUCGUCAACCAACCGAGCAAGGAACGAAAAUACGAAUACGCAAUGACAGAGCGGAGCGUCAUACCCGAAGAGGAAGGGGUCGCAACCACCGAGGGAACACUGGUAGAGUGAGACGGGGUGGACCUGCGAAAAGAAUACAGGGAUGCAGCGGCACAAGUGUGCACCCGCCGCAUGGGGGAUUUGAGCCCGACCCACUUGUUGAUAUGGGACAGCGGUCACUACAACGUGGUCAAGUUCAAGGCCUCCGGCUGGGUGAUUCUGGAUAACGGGAAGGCGAUGCGGCUUACCCGCCUGGGGCGCAGGGAGUACAUCCUCGACAAGCACAACGAACACCGAUGCCCAAAGUGUGGGGAUGUGUUGGACGACGCAAAGGCUCUGAAAUACCACUUGGCGACCGGGUUCUGCAGAAAAGACAAAACGAUCCACGAACAGAGAACCAUACGGGUGGCCAGGGUGGUAGAGCAAAAGAAAAAAGGCGAAAGGGAAUCCCCUGAGGCGGGGCCGGUCGACAUCUGGCACGACGGGAAGCAGAUCGCCUCGGUGGCGAGGUUUGUCUACCUGGGCACAGAAAUAGACCGGAACGCAACCACUUCGUCGGAGACCCGACGGCGCUGCGCCAUGGCCUUGAGCGUGGUGCGGUCGCUGUCAAAGAUCUGGCGCGAUAGGGAAAUCCCGAAACACCUAAAAGCCGCCCUGUAUAGAUCGCUCUGCAUCAGCGUGGCCCUCUACAAUGCCGAAACUUGGGCGACAGCGGAAGCCGACGAGCAGACGCUCCGGAACUUCCAGAGGCAGGCGCUCAGGUUCAUCCUCGGAUACUGGGAGUGGCAGGAAGUGCCGCCAAAGGAAGAGAUGCGCAAGGCAUUGGGGGUGCAGACCAUAGAAACCGAGCUUCGGGAAAAACGGAUAGCGUGGAUCGCCCAUGCCGCUAGAGAUCCGCACGGCGAGGGAUCAAUAACCCGCAUCGAGGACGAGAUCAAGGAAAAAACGAGAUGGGGAAAGCUGGCGGCGGACGACCUUGACUACUACCGGGUCAAGGUCGCCGACCUGAAGGCGCAGCGGCCAACGGGGGCGGUGGUGCGAGAGAUGAUAGUGCGGCGCAGACCCUUCGCUACGGUGAAACGGGAACCAAAAAAGAAGGGCCCUGCACCGGGAAAACCGUCAAAGAGGUCCAGAGAGAUGCAGGAAGAGAGGCGCCAGCGGUUGGAAAAACAGAGGGAAGAGCAGGCACAAGCUGCGCAGGCACUAGUAGACGCCCUGUCGGGAAAGCAUUGGGAGCCAUCGGGUAGCCGGGCGGGUUUUUGGGAGCUAGAAGAAGACCCGCAGUGCGUCUUCGAGGUCAGCGAGGUCUUCUUCUGCGAAAACACGGGGAAAGAGGAAGUAAAUGUAGCCGGAGUGUGGUUCCAGAAGGAAGAUGAUGGCACAUAUAUCCUCCGAUAGGGAACGACUCCGAGAAGAAGGAAAAAACGAAGAUGAUAGAAAUGCACGCACAUCCACGAUUCAAUCGAUUAUUUCAGACUACAAGGACUGCUUUUUACUGAAACCGGAUAAGCGUAUGAACUGAACUGAACUGAUGCAUCGAGGAGUGUUGAUGACCACGAUAAACUACCAAGCAAACUACGAAACAUUUGUUGAUUCCUGCUAUCGGGGCCGCUUUUGAUAAAGCAGGGUAAAAAUGUAGCCUAUUCGUGGGGCAGCUGCAGAGAUGAGAAAAUUGCAAGGAUAAACAAAGUCUCACCAGUUUUGGUCUGCACUCUGUAUUUUUUUUGUGCCG
Messenger RNA from Amoebophrya sp. A120, 7502 nucleotides. The record is from the annotation of a GenBank genome assembly. Lineage: Eukaryota; Dinophyceae; Syndiniales; Amoebophryaceae.